AAAACUGAAAAGCAUUUUCCUCCCAAACGCGCACUCUCUAAGAAUCAAUCUCAUUGUCUUCUUCUUUGGGUUUGACGAAUAAGCGCACACCAAUCUCCGUCUCAUUCCCCAUCCUUUUCUCUCUUCUCUCUCUAUAUCUAUACAUACAUAUAUAUAUAUAUAUAUAAAUACAUGAUUCAUAUUAUUGUCUGAUUUAUCUAUUUAUUUAUAUAUAUAUAUAUAUACACACGCCAUUUGCAAAGAGCUUUCUUCUUCAUCUUCCUCUUGAUAUUUGGAAUUGAAAGAGAUAGAUACAGAGGGGAAGGGAAUGGACUCGCCGUCGGAAUCGACCGGCGAGUACUCAACGCGGAUCGCAACGAGAUCGUCGAUGAUCGAGUCGUUCAGGGGAUGUGGGCUGUCGGGGAUGAGGAUUGACAAGGUGGAGUUGAGGCGGAGGCUCCAGAUGCCUCAGUUACUGCGUUUCGCCAUGCGCGACUCCAUCAGGUUCAAGAACCCUGCUGCCGGCGAGACCCGACUCCUCGAACGCGGAAACAGUCUCAGCGCACCCGCUGCAGCCGAUGCCGAGGACGAGAAACCGCCGGAGUCGGCCAUGGUCGUCUUUAUUAAUCCGCGUAGCGGUGGGCGACAUGGACCCAUGCUUAAGGAGAGGCUUCAGCAAUUGAUAAGCGAAGAACAGGUUUUUGAUCUAUCAGAUGUGAAGCCUCAUGAAUUUGUUCGCUAUGGGCUGGGUUGCCUGGAGAUCUUGGCUGGUCAUGGCAACUCUUGUGCCAAAGAGUGCCGUGAAAAGAUGAGAGUUAUGGUUGCAGGAGGUGAUGGAACGGUUGGUUGGGUGUUAGGAUGUCUUGGAGAACUUCACAAAGAGGGCCGACUUCCAGUUCCUCCAGUAGGAAUUAUUCCACUUGGUACUGGAAAUGACCUAUCUAGAAGUUUUGGUUGGGGUGGUUCUUUCCCUUUUGCUUGGAAAUCAGCCAUCAAAAGAUCUCUUUCUAGGGCUACUGAAGGUGCAGUUGGCCGUUUGGAUAGCUGGCAUAUUCUGUUGUCAAUGCCCACUGGAGAAAUUGUGGAGCCUCCUCAUUCUCUAAAGCAUAUAGAAGAAUGUGCUCUUGAUGAGGGUUUGGAAGUUGAGGGAAAGUUGGCUGACAAAGUGAGUUGCUAUGAAGGAGUGUUUUAUAAUUAUUUUAGCAUAGGAAUGGACGCCCAGGUUGCAUAUGGUUUCCACCAUUUACGAAAUGAAAAACCGUACCUUGCACAAGGUCCAAUUACGAAUAAGCUGAUCUACUCAGGUUAUACUUGCACUCAAGGUUGGUUCUUCACUCCUUGCACAAGUCAUCCAAGUUUAAGGGGACUUAAAAACAUCCUAAGGAUGUAUGUCAAAAAGGUCAACUGCUCAGAAUGGGAGCUGAUUCCAGUACCUUCAAGCGUGAGGGCUAUUGUUGCUUUAAAUCUUCAUAACUAUGGAAGUGGACGAAAUCCAUGGGGUCAUUUGAAGCCAGAAUAUUUGGAAAAGAGAGGCUUUGUUGAGGCUCAUGUUGAUGAUGGUCUCUUAGAAAUUUUUGGGCUUAAGCAAGGAUGGCAUGCGUCAUUUGUUAUGGUGGAACUCAUCUCAGCCAAGCACAUUGCCCAGGCUGCUGCAAUCCGAUUGGAAAUUAGAGGUGGUGAGUGGAAAAAUGCAUACAUGCAAAUGGAUGGGGAGCCAUGGAAACAGCCAAUGGACGAGCAGUUUUCGACAUUUGUGGAAAUCAAGAGGGUUCCUUUUCAAUCGUUCAUGAUUCAUGGAGACUAACUUGACGUGCUUCUCCUACGCUCUGCUGUUUGCUGGUAAUACAUCUUGGAUUUAAUGUAGAGUUAUAACCUGAGGGCUUGUAAAUUAUAUUCAUGUUCCUAGGGGUGAGGGCAGGUGCACGAGGCGAGCUUUUCUUUUUAAUCCUUUUCUUGGACUAAAUUUCUCUUAACAAACGCAUGCUUACCAUGUACAAUGUCUAUCUGUACUGGUCAUUGAAGGUGCAAUUCCAUCUCAUAUUGUUAGUUGAUGUUUUUAUUUCUCA
Ziziphus jujuba (common jujube) is the source of this 2045-nucleotide messenger RNA. Its product is annotated as diacylglycerol kinase 7. Gene Ontology annotation, molecular function: ATP-dependent diacylglycerol kinase activity. The coding region runs from base 308 to 1783 and encodes 491 amino acids. Lineage: Eukaryota; Viridiplantae; Streptophyta; Magnoliopsida; Rosales; Rhamnaceae. The record is from RefSeq and is a predicted model, not a curated record. The transcript has 12 exons.